Messenger RNA from Alosa alosa (allis shad), 3571 nucleotides. RefSeq names its product Rho GTPase activating protein 24 (gene arhgap24). Gene Ontology annotation, cellular component: focal adhesion. Gene Ontology annotation, molecular function: GTPase activator activity. NCBI's taxonomy places the organism in Eukaryota, Metazoa, Chordata, Actinopteri, Clupeiformes, Clupeidae. Gene Ontology annotation, biological process: signal transduction; wound healing, spreading of epidermal cells; negative regulation of ruffle assembly. The record is from RefSeq and is a predicted model, not a curated record.
CAUUUGCUUCCUUGCCCAGCGUGCAUCAAAGGCUGCCAGUUUGAAUAUCCGCCGCUUCUCUUAACCAUUAUCACAGAGCAGACCCAUGCGCAGCUGUCAGAGGGGGACAGAGACGUGUCUCAACUGGUCAGGACUGAGAUACACACAGCACACAGCGUGCAGUUCACAGGAGCAGCAGAGGGUCACUGGUCAGAAAUACAUAGGCAAGCCCAGCAUCCUGCUCAUGGAAGAGCUGGACGUGUCGCGGGGCACCAGCCCCCGCCACGGCCGCGGCCAGCCCACCACGCUCCGCUGUGGCUGGCUGAGGAAGCAGGGCGGCUUCGUGAAGACCUGGCACACGCGCUGGUUCGUGCUCCGCGGGGACCAGCUCUACUACUAUAAAGACGAGGAGGAGACAAAAGCCCUGGGGACCAUUUAUCUCCCUGGCAACCGAGUCACAGAACAUCCAAGCAAUGGGGAUGAGGCUGGCAAGUUCCUGUUCGAGGUCAUUCCAGGGGGCGACAGGGAGCGGAUGACAGCCAACCAUGAGACAUAUCUCCUUAUGGCCAGUACCCAGAAUGACAUGGAGGAUUGGGUGAAGUCCAUCCGCAGGGUCAUCUGGGCGCCCUUUGGGGGAGGGAUCUUUGGCCAGAAGCUGGAGGAGACGGUGAAGUAUGAGAGGCGCUACGGGAACAAGAUGGCCCCCAUGCUGGUGGAGCAGUGUGUGGACUUCAUCCGGCAGUGGGGCCUGCAGGAGGAGGGUCUCUUCCGCCUCCCCGGACAGGCCAACCUGGUCAAGGAGCUCCAGGAUGCCUUCGACUGCGGAGAGAAGCCCUCGUUCGAUUGUAACACAGAUGUGCACACCGUGGCCUCCCUGCUGAAGCUUUACCUGAGGGAGCUGCCCGAGCCAGUCAUCCCGUUUGCCAAAUACGAGGAGUUCCUGGCCUGCACCAAACUUUUCAGCAAAGACCAGGACACUGGAAUGAAGGAACUCAAAAACCAAGUUGAAAGUCUACCUCCUGUGAAUUACAACCUGCUGAAGUACAUAUGCAGGUUUCUAGAUGAAGUUCAGUCCUACUCUGGAGUAAAUAAAAUGAGUGCGCAAAACCUGGCAACUGUCUUUGGGCCAAAUAUUUUACGCCCAAAGAUUGAGGACCCUGUGGCAAUAAUGGAAGGUACCGUGCUGGUGCAGCAGCUGAUGGCCGUGCUGAUCGGGCGGCAUGACGUGCUGUUCCCGCGGGGGGAGGACAGUCCCACGGCGCUGGAGCUCUGCAACAACAACAACAACGAGCUGCGCAGGCCCACGGCCGGACAGCUGCUCAACACGGAGAACAACAACAGCCCCUCGGCCCACGCGCCCAUCAGGCAGUGCCAACAACAGACGCCGGACUUCCGCAGGCGCUUCGCCGCUGGACUCCCCUUGGCUCGCCCGCUGGCCGCCAGCCCCUCGGCCAGCCCCCGCAACGGCCUCGCCACCUCCUCGGCGGGCGGCUUCGAGCUGACCCGCAGCCCGCCGGCCGCGCUCAAGAAGAACCCGGCGUUCAGCAAGGGCAGCGGCAUCGUCACCAACGGCUCCUUCAGCUCGUCCUCGUCCUCCUCGGCCGAGAUGACCCAGGACAAGGGCCAGACCCUGCUGCCCAGCUGCAGCUCGGCCCUGCAGCAGCGGCGCGCCGGCGCGCUCAAAACCAGCGGCACCAAGAUGGGCACCAGCGGCGUGCCCGGCGGGGGCGGAGGGGGCGUGCGCAUGGGCGUGUCCAGCAGCGACGUGGUCAACGGCACGCUGAACGGCCGGGGCGGGCUGUGGCUUCCCAACGUGACGCUGCGUGAGGGCAAGGCAGUGCGCGGUGGCGACGGUGACCAGAGCGGCCAGCAGAACCGCCUGUCCACCUACGACAACGUGCAGCUGCUGCAGAUGCAGAUGCCGCAGACGCACGCGCAGACGCACACGUCCUCCUGCCUGAGCAGCAGCUGCGAGGACAAGCAAAGCGUGGACAGCGCCACCUGGUCCACGUCGUCCUGCGAGAUCUCGCUGCCGGACAACUCCACGUCCUGCCGUUCGUCCACCACCACCUGCCCCGAGCAGGACUUCUACGGCGCCCACUUUGAUGACGGCAUGCUGGACGGGCCCUCGCAGGAGGAGGGGGGCAGCGGCGGCGGCCUGACUCUGGGCGGUGAGCGGCCCAACGGAAGCGCGGGCAGUGGGAACGGCCGGGGCAGCCGCGGCACCAGCAGCAGCGACAACAGCGAGACGUUCAUGCCCAGCAACGGGCCCAGCAACCACAGCGCCCUGCACAGCCUGGUGGCCAGCCUCAAGCAGGAGAUGGUCAAGCAGAAGAGCGAGUAUGAGGCUCGGAUAAAGAGUCUUGAGCAGCGCAACCUGGAGCUGGAGACUGAGAUGGUGAACCUUCACGAGGAGCUGGACCAGGAGAGGAAGAAGUACACCAUGGUGGAGAUCAAGCUGCGCAACGCCGAGCGAGCCAAGGAGGACGCCGAGAAGAGGAACGAGAUGCUGCAGAAAGAGAUGGAGCAGUUCUUCUCCACCUUCGGCGACCUCACAGCUGACCCACGCCGACCGGACCGCGCCAACACCAUCUGGAUCCAGUAGAGGGGGGAGAGACAGUUGGACUGUACCAUCUGGACCCAAGACUGUUGUGAUCCAGUACUUUUUCAGAAGACAAAAAGCAGAAGGACAGUGCCAUAUUGGCUCCAGUGGGACAGAAGUGCACAGACUGUUGCACUGUGGGGAUACGUGUUGUCAGGAGGCUGUGGUGACCUGCCUACCUGUGGUAGACUGAGCCUUAUGCUAGAGAGAGAGAGAGACUCCAAAGGAACUUUUCUCCACAUAUAUCUUUGUGAUCCAAUCCAACAUGUACGCCACAUCUUGUUUCUGUCACGUGUUGUCCUGUAUCUGCCUGUGUAUAUUGAGCAAAGCAAUGUUCUGAAUGUCCAGAAGAAAUAUGUAUGUAAAAAAGAAUUAAACUAAGUAAUAUUUUAAUGUAUGUCUGGUAUUUAAACUGAGAAUUUAUGUUGCAUUUCAAUUUUAUAUCAAGGCUUUUCCUUGCACUUUUGUUUUUAUUUUCAUUGUGGUACUGACAAGAGCUCGUUGCUGGUUCUGUUUGUUUUUAUUUUCCUCGUGGUGUAUUGAUGGAAAUCAGCACCCUGCGGCGAUCCUCUCUGUGCCACUGAGCCCACCUUAUGACCAAAAACAGAAGAGAGAAAACCUGUAAAUAUUUUAUAAAUCACUUCAUUUUGUUGUCUAUGCUGACAGGUUUUCAGUCGCUCCGAGGGAUACGUUGCUUUCUUUGUCUGUUUGUUUGUUCUUUGACAGUAAAGGUUUGGCCCAAGUGCAGAAGUGUGUGUGUGUAGAGGUAAUGAUGAAAGUCUGUGAAGGUAAGAGCUGACUCGUCGUAGUUUUACUGGAACACCAAGAGCUGUUGUUGUCAGUGUCAAAGAAACAUGCACAUGUAUUCGGGGAGCGAUUGUUGCUUUCUAGGGAUGUUUUUAAUUCCUCAACCCAAAAGUUUAAGUCUGCUGUAGUGAAGUGCAUUCACAUGCAAUGAAAAUUAAAUUCUGUGAACAAUCCAUUUACAAA